Messenger RNA from Nycticebus coucang (slow loris), 3805 nucleotides. It is a transcript of the gene DDR1, whose product is annotated as discoidin domain receptor tyrosine kinase 1. The transcript is spliced from 17 exons. Gene Ontology annotation, molecular function: collagen binding; protein tyrosine kinase collagen receptor activity; ATP binding. Gene Ontology annotation, cellular component: membrane; signaling receptor complex. Gene Ontology annotation, biological process: protein phosphorylation; cell surface receptor protein tyrosine kinase signaling pathway; multicellular organism development. The record is from RefSeq and is a predicted model, not a curated record. NCBI's taxonomy places the organism in Eukaryota, Metazoa, Chordata, Mammalia, Primates, Lorisidae. Bases 314 to 2944 code for a protein of 876 amino acids.
AAGGGAGGGAGCAAGGAGCGGGGGAGGAAGGGACGGGACUGAGGCGAGGGGAGGCGGCGCCUGGGCUCGUGCCGCCCCAGCCCUGGCUCCUCUCCCCGGAACAGGCCCCCAACAGCUGCUCGCGGGAGCCGCCUCCCGACACCCGAGCCCCGCCGGCGCCUCCCGCUCCCGGCUCCUGGCUCCCUCCGCUUGCCUCCUCCCCUCGCCCAGCCGCGGAGGAGGCCCCGCUCCAGGGUCGAACGCCUGGGUCUGCCGGGAAGAGCGAUGAGAGAGAUGCUGCCCCCACCCCCUUAGGACUGAGGGAUCAGGAGCUAUGGGGCUAGGGGCCCUCUCUUCUCUACUGCUGCUGCUCUUGGUGGCAACUGGAGAUGCUGACAUGAAGGGACAUUUUGACCCUGCCAAGUGCCGCUAUGCCCUGGGCAUGCAGGACCGGACCAUCCCUGACAGUGACAUCUCUGCCUCUAGCUCCUGGUCAGACUCCACUGCUGCCCGCCACAGCAGGCUGGAGAGCAGUGACGGGGAUGGGGCAUGGUGCCCUGCAGGGUCAGUGUUUCCCAAGGAGGAAGAGUACCUGCAGGUGGAUCUACAGCGGCUGCACCUGGUGGCUCUGGUGGGCACCCAGGGGCGGCAUGCUGGGGGCCUGGGCAAGGAGUUCUCCCGGAGCUACCGGCUGCGUUACUCUCGGGACGGUCACCGCUGGAUGGACUGGAGAGACCGCUGGGGUCAGGAGGUGAUCUCAGGUAAUGAAGACCCUGAGGGAGUGGUGCUCAAGGACCUGGGGCCUCCCAUGGUCGCCCGACUUGUGCGCUUCUAUCCCCGGGCUGACCGGGUCAUGAGUGUCUGUCUGCGGGUGGAACUCUACGGCUGCCUCUGGAGGGAUGGACUCCUGUCUUACACCGCCCCUGCGGGACAGACGAUGUACUUAUCAGAGGCUGUGUACCUCAACGACUCCACCUAUGAUGGACAUACUGUUGGCGGGCUGCAGUAUGGUGGUCUGGGCCAGCUGGCAGAUGGUGUGGUGGGACUGGAUGACUUUAGGGAGAGCCAGGAGCUGCGGGUCUGGCCAGGCUAUGACUAUGUGGGAUGGAGCAACCACAGCUUCCCCAGUGGCUACUUGGAGAUGGAGUUUGAAUUUGACCGGCUGAGGGCCUUCCAGGCCAUGCAGGUCCACUGUAACAACAUGCACACGCUGGGAGCUCGCCUGCCUGGUGGGGUGGAAUGUCACUUCAAGCGAGGCCCUGCCAUGGCCUGGGAGGGGGAGCCCAUGCGACACAACCUGGGUGGCAGCCUGGGGGACCCCAGAGCCCGGGUUGUUUCAGUGCUUCUGGGUGGCCGUGUGGGUCGCUUUCUGCAAUGUCGCUUCUUCUUUGCGGGGCCCUGGCUACUCUUCAGUGAGAUCUCCUUCAUCUCUGAUGUGGUGAACAACUCCUCUCCGGCUCUGGGGGGCACCUUCCCACCAGCCCCCUGGUGGCCACCUGGCCCUCCUCCCACCAAUUUCAGCAGCUUGGAGCUGGAGCCCCGGGGCCAGCAGCCUGUGGCCAAGGCCGAGGGGAGCCCGACCGCCAUCCUCAUCGGCUGCCUGGUGGCCAUCAUCCUGCUGCUGCUGCUCAUCAUUGCCCUCAUGCUCUGGCGGCUGCACUGGCGCAGGCUCCUCAGCAAGGCUGAGCGGCGGGUAUUGGAAGAGGAGCUGACAGUUCAUCUGUCUGUUCCUGGGGACACCAUACUCAUCAACAAUCGCCCAGGUCCUCGAGAGCCACCCCCUUACCAGGAGCCCCGGCCUCGUGGGAAUCCACCCCACUCUGCUCCCUGUGUUCCCAGCAGCUCUGCCUGCAGUGGGGACUAUAUGGAGCCUGAGAAGCCAGGUGCCCCGCUUCUGCCCCCGCCUCCCCAGAACAGCGUCCCCCAUUAUGCCGAGGCUGACAUUGUCACCCUGCAGGGCGUCACCGGGGGCAACACCUAUGCUGUGCCCGCACUGCCCCCAGGGGCAGUUGGGGAUGGGCCCCCCAGAGUGGAUUUCCCUCGAUCCCGGCUCCGCUUCAAGGAGAAGCUUGGCGAGGGCCAGUUUGGGGAGGUACACCUGUGUGAGGUAGAAAACCCUCAAGAUCUGGUCAGUCUUGAUAUCCCCCUUAAUGUGCGCAAGGGACACCCCUUGUUGGUAGCUGUCAAGAUCCUACGGCCAGAUGCCACCAAGAAUGCCAGGAAUGAUUUCCUGAAGGAAGUGAAGAUCAUGUCGAGGCUCAAGGAUCCCAACAUCAUCCGGCUGCUGGGCGUGUGUGUGCAGGACGACCCCCUCUGCAUGAUUACCGACUACAUGGAGAAUGGAGACUUGAACCAGUUCCUCAGUGCCCACCAGCUGGAGGACAAGGCGGCUGAGGGCGACCCUGGAAACAGGGAGGCUACCCAGGGGCCCACCAUUAGCUACCCGAUGUUGUUGCAUGUGGCAGCCCAGAUUGCCUCAGGCAUGCACUAUCUAGCCACACUCAACUUUGUGCAUCGGGACCUGGCCACACGGAACUGCCUGGUUGGGGAGAAUUUCACCAUCAAAAUCGCUGACUUUGGCAUGAGCCGGAACCUCUAUGCUGGGGACUAUUACCGUGUGCAGGGCCGGGCGGUGCUGCCCAUCCGGUGGAUGGCCUGGGAGUGCAUCCUCAUGGGGAAGUUCACCACUGCAAGUGAUGUGUGGGCCUUUGGGGUGACCUUAUGGGAGGUGCUGAUGCUCUGCAGGGCCCAGCCCUUUGGGCAGCUCACCGAUGAGCAAGUCAUCGAGAAUGCAGGGGAGUUCUUCCGGGACCAGGGCCGGCAGGUGUACCUGUCCAGGCCGCCUGCCUGCCCACAGGGCCUAUAUGAACUGAUGCUUCGGUGCUGGAGCCGGGAGUCCGAGCAGCGACCACCCUUUUCCCAAAUGCAUCGGUUCCUGGCAGAGGACGCGCUCAACACAGUGUGAAUCACAUCAGCUGCCCCUCCCUCCGGGAGUGAUCCAGGGGAAGCCAGUGACCCUGAACUGAGAGGAGCCAACGGCACCCCCACCUCACUCCUCUUCCGACUGCCUGUUGCCACUAAGAGAAGGCAGUGUGACCACAGGUGGGCUGGGCCUGCCAGGGAGAUGAUGCCCCCCUUCCCAGACACACUGUCACGUCUCUUUCCCAUUCCUCCUUCCUAGAAGCCCCCACCGCCCACCCAGCUGGCCCUGUGGAUGGGAUCCUCUUUGACCUCCUCUUGCCAUCCCUUGGGGAAGGGUGGUAUCAAAUAUAGGGGCAGACACUGGAUGUGGCCCAUUGGAACUGUUGGGCUGCACUGGACAACACUGGUUCCUGGAGAGGUGGCCAUGCCCCAAGCCUCUCUUCCUGUCACACACUGGACCCCCUGGCUGAGAAUUUGAGGGGUGGUGAGGAGGACAAGAUGGGAAAAGGGAAAAGAUGUUCCCUUGUGCUUACUCCUGGAACUGUCCUCAGCUUUGGCUUCUUCCUCCUCCAUCACCUGAAACACUGGACCUGGGGGUGAUCCCUGCCCCAACCCUCAGUCAUCCCAACUUCCCACCUGCCAUGUUGUAGCUAGAACUUCUCUAAGCCUGUCCAUUUCUGUGGAGUAAAUAUUGAGAUUAGGGGGAAAGAGGGAGCAAUGGCCUGUGGCCCAUGGGGUUGGACAUCUCUAUUGUAGUUGCCAUAUUGGUUUUUCUAUAAUCACUUGGGGUUUGUACAUUUUUGGGGGGAGAGACACAGAUUUUUACACUAAUAUAUGGACCUAGCUUGAGGCAAUUUUAAUCCCCUGCACUAGGCAGGUAAUAAUAAAGGUUGAGUUUUCCACA